Molecule: messenger RNA, 6026 nt
Organism: Brassica rapa (field mustard)
Lineage: Eukaryota; Viridiplantae; Streptophyta; Magnoliopsida; Brassicales; Brassicaceae
Product: serine/threonine-protein phosphatase 6 regulatory ankyrin repeat subunit A
Molecular function (GO): protein binding
Source: RefSeq, a predicted model, not a curated record
CCAAGUAUGAGAUGAUCAAGAGAUCAACUGUUUAUAUAUUAUUGAGGAAAAGAGUGUACCUGUGUAUAGAAGAUUGUGAAGUGUUGGUAAAUUACAUAAAGAGAGCCAUGCUUGUGCUACUUAGAUGAAAUAAGUACCUCAGUCAAAACCUUCGAGAGGCGAAGAGGUCUCUUUUCUUUAUGGUUUGUGAAUGUAGUGAUUAUAACCAGGAGGUGCAUAUAGUUAUUUUGAGUUGAUGAAGAAGAUCAACAUCAUGAUGCAUUUAACUUGAAAGAAAUAAUACAUAUGAGACAAAACCAUCAAGACAAGUCUUUCUAGUGUAAUAAAUAAUAAGUGCGCUUCUAUCUCACGAAAUAUACAAUGGAUUGGGUAGAGAGCACACUACUUGUGACCAAUUCCAUGGGUAUUGAUGGGUAUCUAGCAUGAAAACGGAGAACAAAUCAUUAUCAGAAAUUAGACAGGAACACCUUAUUAUAUAAAGAAGCAGACAUCUUUAAGGAGUAGGCUUAUUACCAUCACAGGCAACCUACUCCGCACAAUAUAUCCCUUUUCCUGUGACAUUGGCUGAAACAAUACAGAAACACAUUGAGAAUCAAUGUAAAUAACAUGUCUUUUAAUGAGCAAGGGAUGAUCAUCAACGACCAAAGAAAGUUUUCACAAACUGCUGUUCCUCACGAACCCCCGAGAUCAUCUAGCAAAAACUCCCAAUUUCUGGCUCAGCCUUAGUGCACAACAUUAUCAACAAAUCCCCAUCAUCUAAACCAACAGAAACAGAUGUGUCUAACGAAAUAAAACGAAAAAAUUACCAUAUUGUUUGCUCCUUCGUCCAAAACCAAGCUAUUAUGCAUAACACUUCUCAGCUUCCCGCCUACUCUUCCAUCAGCUUCAAGCACGAACACAAUCCAGCGUCGAAAUCACUGAACAGGCGUCUUAAAAACGACAACAAACGGGGUCGUUUCAGAUUCUCAGGCCCACGGAUCCACUAUCGUCACUUAUAUGUUUAACGGGCUUUUGUUUAAUGCUUCGGAUAUUAAAAAAAAGUUCCCCGCGCAAUUAUUUUUAUUUUAAUGUGUGUUUAGGCGUCUAAAGGGAAGCUAAUCUUGUUGGUAGUUAUCACGGUAGUUAAUUUAAUUCAUGAAACGAAAAGUACUUUUUCGAUAAGAUCAUAAUUGGUCUUAUUGUGAGCAAAGUAUGCAACAGUACUACGAAUAAUCGCUUUUUAGAGCAGCAUACCAACUUUGAAUAUUAACACAUAUAUAUGCUCAAAAGCAAAAGAAAACUUAAACAAUACAUUUUGCUGUGAUUACGAGAACAUUAUGUGGCCCAUUUUUACAAAUUCGGAUCUCAAUUUUCAAUAGAUUGGAGAUUAUCGCAUGGGUAGUGAAGGUAAUGGAUUAGUCAUUUUGCUUUAAGGUAAGACUAAAUGUCUUUUUGAAGAUUAACUUUAGAUCAUUAGAGACAUGAUAUUUGCUUGCGCCGUGGACCAUUAAGAUGGAAGCAACCCAAUUAAUUAAAUAUUUAAUCUCUGCCCCAAAUAUGAAUUUGAAAUAUUUGAUUACACGUAUAAUCAAUUCAUGCUUGUCUUCUGUUAUCUUUUUCAAAUUCAAAACUGAAAAGGUCAUAAGGCCUAAGAUGUGUUGGGUGCAAGUUGUUUUCCUUUUACCACCUUGAUCCUUUUUCCAUUAAUUGCCUUUGUUUGCUUACACUUUCUUAAUUAAGAAGAAAAAUGUGAUGAUAUGAAUUCUGAAUAUAUUUUAUGUGUGUUUGAUGUCUCGAUGAAUAGCGUUUUGUAAACCAAAAGAAGUUGGACAUUUUUUACACAAUUAUAUAAUACUGCGCUUGUUAAAAAAAGGAAUCAAACAUGUAAGUUUCACGUGGCAGCCUGGAUCACGGGAUUUUUCGGCGACAUGAACCUCCAAACUAGAUGAAUCACGUUCUUUUGGUCAGCUCAUUUUCAUGCAAGGGUCCUUCAUAAUUUAAACCAUAUCCCAAAAUAUUUAACAAAAUAUUUGGUUGAGCUCAUACGAGCAUGCGGCAUGCCGUCAAUUCAGAUACAGCUAGUUGUGGGCACUGAGCAGCAUUGAGUAAAGCAAAAUAGCCAUAUCUACAUAGACGUAUUGCACGAGUGAGUACUGUUAAGGGUUGAUGAGGAGUCAACCUCAAGGUCUUUGCCGUACGUACGAUUACGAAGGUAUGGUCCUCUAUAUCCUAUAUAUACCACCGACUUCUCUAAAACUCUCUCUACCACACUUUGAUAUUCCUUGCAUCCUCCAAAGAUCUCACUUACAUCACUUCUAUAUCUCUUCUUGCAUUUAAUUUUAAUCGCCCAGCGUUUUUAUUACUAUGACCUGUAUUCUACUCGAUUCACAUCGUCCACGACAAAAAAAGAAGAGUAAUAAUUGUGAAGAUAUUUAUCUGAUUACAAAACUAUUGGUUAUUUUGGCAUGUCACAUAUAAUUAAAAAAAAACACCAUUAAUUCACUGCGAUGCAUCUAGCAUAAGGCCAAAAGACACAUGGCCAAAUAUCGCAAUUUAAUACCCAAACAAUAUAAAAUAGAUAGCUACCAAAAAAACAUAGCCUGAGACAUUUAGCUGGACUGGGAUUGUAGCUGGAGGAGUAAACAAAUGAGUAUGGACUCAUUGAACAAAUCAACAAAACAAGUAAAUACUGUUUCGAUUUGAUGAGUUUCUGUAUUAUCAAAAUUUCAACAAUGUCAUAACAGUCCUAUCUAACUUUCCUUUAAGUACCACAAUCCAAUUUCAUUCCAUUACUGCCUUCUUUCCCAGCUAAUAUUUACCUAAAUUUGACAUGAAAUAUUUUUUAAAAAACUGCCAAUUGUAAGAAAGCUAGUAUUGUUUCUAUGCAUUUAUAUAGAAUUAUAUAUCAUUAUCAGUUAGAUGAUUUCAUACCAACUUCAACCCAAAAGGUUGACACUUAUAAUUUAAGUUGUUUUUUAUUCUAAAUAUUCUAUAUUCGUUAAUAUUCAUGUUCAUAAAAAUAUUUUAUUUAUUUUAAGUGUAAAUAAUUCGGAAUUAACCUAUUCCAAAGUCUGCAAUCAAGUCUUAAGGGAUGUAUUCAAUCUAAAAUUUGAGGUGAUUUGAUUUUUAAUAAAGUUUUAGAUGAUUUUAAGGAAUUGCAAAGAAUAAAAUGAUUUUUGUUAAACUACUCUACAAUAUUACCAAAUGAAUAUCAACCAAACACUCUAAAAUCACCUGAAAACUUUAAAAAUUUUCAACUUAAAAUAUUUUCAAUAAAAGUAGAUUUCAUAGUACUUUAUAAAAUGUCAAGUUUAAUAUCAUUAGAUUUUAAAUGAGUUUUUAAAAUUCAUAUUUUAAUAACAGUGGAUUUGUUACUCUAACACCCCUUUAAACUGUUUAGAUUUUUUUUAACACUGAAAUAAAGUGGGGACAACGCACUAUGUUACCCACGGUUACCUCAUUUUUAACCGCGGUUAAUGCUGUAAAAAAUCUGUUUCAAUAAAUUCUCCACACUCUUCCACAUCCCUGGCGCUCACUUCUUUUCAAGUCAUCCCCCUCUCUUCCUCUCUCGAGCCUCGCGUCUGUUUAAAAAAAUAAAACAAAAACACGAUCCUCAAAACCGACGACGUUUUGGUUAGCUUCUAGCAUUCGGUCAACGACCUGCAACGAUCUCAACUCCGACAAUGACGGUUUUCUCCGGUAAAAUCGUUCCCAUGGAUUACGAGGCAGUUACAUCACAGCGUCUUCUCGACGCCAUCCUCGACGGAGACACCAAAACGGCGUCGGAUUACAUCUCCGAUCCGCUCGUCGACGUGAACUUCGUCGGCGCCGUCAGCUUGAAGACGAGGAGGAGCGAGGUCGUGCUCCGCGACGAAUCGGCGAGCGAUGUCCGAGUGGAGUACGAGGAAUUCAAAACCGACGUGACGGCGCUGUUCCUCGCCGUUAAUUUCGGAAACGUGACUCUCGUGAAGAGCUUACUGAACAUUGGAGCUGAUGUGAACCAGAAGCUCUUCAGGGGAUUUGCAACUACUGUAGCUGUAAGGGAAGGUCAUUUCGAGGUGCUUCAAAUUCUACUCAAAGCGGGUGCUUCUCAGCCGGCUUGUGAGGAAGCUCUAAUGGGAGCUAGCUAUCACGGACGCCCCAUGCUCGCUGAGCUGCUUAUGGGAACUGAUCUUAUCCGGCCUCAGGUCGCUGUGCACGCUCUAGCCACUGCUUGUUGCAGAGGUUUUGUGGGCGUUGUAGAGACCUUGCUCAAAUGCGGUGUAAAUGCUGAUUCAACGGAUAGGCUUCUCCUUCAAUCUUCAAAACCUUCUCUAUACACAAAUGUGGACUGUACAGCUCUUGUCGCUGCCAUUGUCAACAGACAGGUCUCUGCCGUCCGCUUGCUACUUCAGGCUGGUGUGAAGACAGAUAUCAUGGUGAGGCUUGGAGCUUGGUCAUGGGACACUAACACUGGAGAAGAGUUCCGAGUGGGAGCUGGAGUGGCUGAGCCAUACCCUUUAACCUGGUGUGCUGUCGAAUUCUUUGAAACCAGCGGUGACAUAUUGCGUCUACUUCUCAAAGUCCAAUCUCCAAACACUCCUCACAACGGUCGGACUCUGCUCCACCAUGCCGUCCUCUGCGGUAGCCAGGCAGCCGUCAGAGUCCUCCUCAACUGUGGUGCCGAUCCAGAAACUCCUAUUAGAACUUCACGAGGGGUUGAACUCCGACCGAUUCAUAUUGCUGCACGUUACGGAUCAGUGGAGAUCAUACAAGAGCUUGUUGGCUUUGGCUGCGAUAUAAACUCAAAGACUGGUGAUGAGGACACGUCUCUGCUGAUCUCAACAAGAGGCAAACAUUCAGAGUGCGUAAAGGUACUAGCCCUCGCCGGUGCUGACUUCGGCUUAGUGAACAAGUUUGGCCACUCUGUUGUUUCGGUUGCUGAGUCAAGCAAGUGGUGUCUCGGAUUAGAACGAGUAGUUCUUGAACUGAUCCGGUUUGGUGUGGUUCCAUAUUCAAGCAACGCUUCAGUGUUCUCUCCGUUGCUGUACGUAGCUAAAGCAGGAGACUCCGAGGCGCUCAAAACGCUUGUAAAGGCUCAAGGAGUCUUUAUAGAUUAUCAAGACGAGGAAGGCUUCUCGGCUGCAAUGCUAGCUGCGAUGAACGGCCACGUUGAAGCAUUCAGAGUCUUGGUCUACGCAGGCGCAGACGUGAAGCUGGUCAGCAAAUCCGGAGAGACAGUGGUCUCUCUGUCCGAGAAGAACGGGUAUCUUGACAUGAUCGAGAAAGUGAUGCUCGAGUUUGCUCUGGAGAAGGACAACAGGAACAUGGCGGGUGGGUUCUACGCUCUGCACUGUGCGGCAAGGCGCGGAGACGUCAAAGCGGUGGAGCUUUUGAGUGGGAAAGGAUACGGUCUGGACGUCCCUGAUGGAGAUGGCUACACUCCUUUGAUGCUUGCGGCUAUAGAAGGACAUGGAAAGAUGUGUGAGUUCCUGAUCUCCCGUGGCGCAAACUGUAAUGCUAAGAAUGGGAGAGGGAAGACGUUGCUGGAUCUCGCGGUUGGUGAUGCUGAGAAGGUGAUUCGGAACGAGUUGUCUCGAAGGUUUGUGGCAAAGGGAAGUAGUGUGAUGAAACACACCAAGGGAGGGAAAGGUAAGAAGCAUGUGAAGGGAUUGAAGAUGUUGGAAUCAGGAGUACUAAGCUGGGGGAAGUCUGGAAAGAGAAACGUGGUGUGCAAGGAAGUAGAUAUUGGGAUGAGCCAACGGUUCAGGAAGAACCGCAAGGGGAAAGGCGAUGCGGUGAGGGAGGAAGAAGGGACUUUCCGGGUGGUGACUACGGCUAACAAAGAAGUUCAUUUUGUGUGUGAAGGUGGCUUGGUGGGUGCAGAGAUGUGGGUGAGGGGAAUAAGACUUGUGACAAGAGAGGCUAUUUGUGGGUGAACUCAGACUCAGAAUUAGUUUGUUGUGUUUGUAUAUAUAAAGAAGUUUUGAUAAAGAGGUUUUGAAGGUAGUGUGCUUGUGUCUAUGGUUGUUGGUUUGCUUAAUAAGAAGAUUGGUUCAUUUGAAAAA